UAUAUUAAACUUGCUAAACUAUUGUUAUAGUUACGCCGUGCCCUAUACCGUUGACUAUCUUUAGGUUCGACUCUCCGGUUUCCACAAAGAGCUACAAUACUUAUAUAAAACUACUUUCCCCGGUAAGAAAAUUCCCUAAAACUAAACCAAUGGCAUUCUCAACAAACCCAUUAUCUCUAAGCGUACCAGAGCAAGCAUUCGAGUCAUGGCUUCGCGAUUCCGGUUACCUGGAAAUCCUCGACCACCGUACUACUCAACUCCACAACCUCAACUCUUCUCCACCUACUCCGCCGUCAACCACCACAACUUCCACCGCAACCACAACAUUACCAUCAAAUCCAGCCCGAAGAACUCCAACUACAACUAUUACAUCAAUUGCUUAUGGCCUUAUUAUGUCCCUUCUUUCUUCUUUAGCCACCAUUUUUUCUCUUCUUACUCUUAACCCUUUUGCUAAACUUACCUCUUCUGAUUUCUCUCAUAUUAAUUCUCCUUCUUGGACCAAUUCUGGGUUUCUGGGUUGUUUUGAUUCUUACUCGUUUCCGUCUUCGCCGAACCAAGCAAGGAUGCGUGUUCAUGAGAAUGUUAAGCGUUUUGCCAGGAAUUAUGCUACUCUUCUUAUUCUAUUCUUCGCUUGUUCCUUGUAUCAGCUGCCGCUUGCUUUGCUUGGUUUGCUGUCUUGUUUAGCAAUAUGGGAAGUGUUCAAGUUUUGUGAUGAUAGAUGGGCACUUAAUAGGUUUUCUCCCCUUCGGGAAGUUCUAAUCCGCAUUGCUCAAUGUGCAGUUGCAGUCAUCCUGUUGUGGUCUAAUGUUCAGAUGGCUGUCUUUUUCACUCUCGGCGUUGGUUACACAGUUAUGAUGUUACACGCUUCUUUUCGCAAGCUCACUCCUGCCAAGCAACUUUCGAAUGGGAGAGUGAGAUAAGGACUUCCAAAUGGUUAGUCUUGGAGAUUUGCUUCAUCUCAUCAGACAUGCUUGUGUAUAUAAAUGCUUCAACUAUUCAAACUCCUGAUUUUGACAGUAGUUUUCUUGAAAAUUAGUUGUCAUAUGUAGAGUUCUAAUAGUUGUCACCUUCACUGAUGCACAAAGUUGUUAAUAAUAUGUUUUCGAAGAAUUAUUUCCGAAGUAUGUUCUGAUAUAUUGGAGACGAGACUCGUUGCCUCUAA
This is a messenger RNA of Amaranthus tricolor (Joseph's coat), 1162 nucleotides long. RefSeq names its product PRA1 family protein H. Gene Ontology annotation, biological process: vesicle-mediated transport. The transcript has 4 exons. Gene Ontology annotation, cellular component: endoplasmic reticulum; Golgi apparatus. The record is from RefSeq and is a predicted model, not a curated record. Lineage: Eukaryota; Viridiplantae; Streptophyta; Magnoliopsida; Caryophyllales; Amaranthaceae. The coding region runs from base 150 to 920 and encodes 256 amino acids.